Messenger RNA from Girardinichthys multiradiatus, 3952 nucleotides. Its product is annotated as multiple epidermal growth factor-like domains protein 9. Gene Ontology annotation, cellular component: basement membrane. The transcript has 6 exons. The record is from RefSeq and is a predicted model, not a curated record. Bases 621 to 2447 code for a protein of 608 amino acids. NCBI's taxonomy places the organism in Eukaryota, Metazoa, Chordata, Actinopteri, Cyprinodontiformes, Goodeidae. Gene Ontology annotation, molecular function: extracellular matrix structural constituent. Gene Ontology annotation, biological process: axon guidance.
UAAUUUGAGCAACCCGUUAAGAAGAAGUCUCCAGAGUUGUUAUAUCAUGAAACGGAAUAUUUUAAAAUGAUACACCAAACUAGCACAAACAGGUUAUCAGUAAAUCUUAUAUGACUAUUCGGAAAAAUAUUUCUGAAACAAGCCAGCACAUGUCAAACCCCUGUCACAACCUGUGGGGAGCAAAGUGGAUAAAUCCUGUGACAUAAGAAAUAAACCUCCGGGACAUAAAUGCUUUCUAAUCUGUUCUGGGUAUAGCACAAUAACUAUUGACCUUAUUUGUUCUAAAAUACUGAAAAUUAACCAAUACAUUUAUGAAUGAGAGUAUUUAAAUUAUGAUCUUUGACGCUGGACUCAGAGCCGUUUGAUAAUCGUCAACAGAUUUAAGCCUUGUUAAAGUAUUGUCCAAUCAGCGAAUAAAACAGCUCCAAGGGACAGUCCUUCAGGGCUCCCAUUGGCUGCUGUUUGUCGGUAGCUAGGUUGCAGUGCGACUGAAGCGGUGUCGGUAACAAACAGCAGCCUUGCACCGCCGGGGGACAUCAAUGGUGGAGUACGCGUUCAUUGAGGGCCAGGUCUGAGACAGACCAUUACUGGGGCUUAUACAUGGAGAGCUGAGACCGAGCAUGAGUUUAAUGUCCUUAAUGAUGUACAUGUACCCAGCCCUGCUAUUCAUUCUGUACGGAUACAUUGGCUUUUCGGAAUCUGCCCCUCGCAUCAGUCACAGCGAUGCGUCGCCUAUGUCGAGUAGGAAGCCCGGCACAGCCUCCGACACCUGGGACACCUUCAGCACCGGCGAGUCUCGUACCGCUUCGUCCGAGACCAGAUCUCUGUCCGGUCCCCCGGCUGGAAUCAUAUCCGAUCUGACAACUCCUGGCGGUCCCGGCUCUGAAACGGCAACCACUUUCCAGCCUCCAACAACGGAGCCGAGGACCAGCACCAGUCGCACCAUUGCCGUCCCAGACGCUGGAAUAAUCUCCCCCAUCAUGGAACAAAUAACGCGGCUGACUGAGACGCGGAAACGCUCCAUCGAUGCUCACUCAACACUUUUUAGCCCGGAGAAAAUGCUGCAGACCAUGGUGUCCAUGGUUUCCCAGCACACCACCAACGAUGCCUGGGCUGCAGAUAACGCAGAUGAAUCUGUUACCUCAGUCGAGAACAGUCAAGAGGGGACGUGUAACUGCAGCAGCGGCAGUGAAGGGAUUUUGGAUCCGGACAAAUGCAACCAGAGCACCGGUCAGUGUUCUUGCUUGAUAGGCUACACCGGCUUGCAGUGUGAGGAGUGUGAGGAGGAAUACUUCACCAACGGCACCAGUGGCUGUCUGUCCUGCUCCUGUGACUCUUUCGGAGCAUUAAACCUCGACUGUGACAGCUCAGGGAUCUGCACAUGUAAGACAGGAGUGUACGGACCCAAGUGUGAUGAGUGCCACCCAGGUUUCUUCCACUUCAGCAACACUGGCUGUCGGCCCUGCCAGUGCAACAACCACACCAACUACUGCCACCCACAGUCUGGAGUGUGCCUGAACUGUGACGGGAACACCCAGGGGUCCAACUGUGAGGAGUGUAAGCCUGGUUUCUACCACAGCCCUGGUGUCGCCCUGACCGAAGCCUGUGCACUGUGCCCCUGCUCCAACUCCACCUCCACCGGCACCUGUCUAACCGAUCCCAGUGGCUCUCCUGUGUGUGACCAGUGCCUUUCCCACUACAAUGGCCCACGCUGUGACAAGUGCAGCUAUGGCUUCUACAACAUCUCUGGGGUCUGUGUACCGUGUGACUGCAGCGGUAAUGCAGACCCUCAGGGCCCUGCUCAGUUCUGUGACCCUAAAACCGGCAGCUGCCUCAGCUGCAUCAACAACACAUCCGGGUCCCAAUGCCAGGAGUGUGCCCCUGGGUUCGUAGGGAAUGCCAGAGCGCAUAACUGCACCCGUGCAAAACCCCGACUGAUUCCAGCACCAGUCGAUGUCACAACCAAGACCCCCACAGCCAGUGGAUCUUCCCCAACAUCACCUUUCACCAACACCACUUUAACCUCCACAACAACCAAAGGCAGCCCAGCUUAUAGAUCUAACAAUAUUGGCGGUACCACCUUGAGUAGUACCACCAUCCAGGCCCUGCUGACCAGUCUGAGCAGUCCCACUGACAACACCACAGCAGCCCUGAAGGAGGUGUCAUGGACGCAGUUCAACAUCAUCAUCCUGGCUGUCAUCAUUCUGGUGGUGCUGCUACUGCUCGGCUUCGUGGGAGGUGUGUACACCUACCGGGAGUAUCAGAACCGCAAGCUAAAUGCCCCCUUCUGGACCAUUGAGCUAAAGGAAGACAACAUCAGCUUUAGCAGCUAUCACGACAGCAUCCCCAAUGCCGACGUGUCCGGCCUGCUGGAGGAUGAGGCAACUGAGGUGGCACCCAACGGCCAGCUUGCCCUCACCACACAGGCAAACAGCUACAAGGCUUAACGUCCCAUUCAGUCCCAAAUCAGACUCCUAGAUUUACAGAUGACAAUAAGCUGCUGGAACAUACCAAAUCUAAAGCUCCCUAAUGUGUGACUGCUUGUAAUUACCCUGCUUCUCUGCAAAAAUCACAACGCUUGGCAAACUGACAGAAAUUGGAAAGAUGGUGUAAAAGAUCGAAAAAAACGGAUCAUCGUUUCCAUCUGAAAAAUUGCCCUUUCAUAUAUAGUUUGAUUGUGAAAUGGAUGAUCAGUAAAAAGGGUUCCAAAAAGAAUGAUUUUUUUACUAUUUGGGCCUGCAGAGGGCAAUGUUGUACUGUAAAUUGGAAAGUGUGAGACAGGUGCAAAGCACACACCUGUUAGCUGAUGUUCCUGAAACCAGUGAAAGGGUGGGAGCCUAGAAUUUUGUAGAUUUCUUUUUUUAAUGAACUCUGGACAGUUUAAGUUAAACUCAGAUCACUUUUCAGGUGAUCCUAAACUGAGACAAUGAUUGUUAUUUAAUGAAUUAUUUUUAUUGUGUUUUUAUUUAUUUGUUGAUGUUUCAUUCUCGGGAGGAAUUGCUGCACAUUUCGGACGUUUUUUUCUUCAUGGUGUUUUUGUCUCUUGUGCUGUUGAACUGUAUUUUUCACUUGGGCAAUAUGUUUCCAGGUAUAUUUUGUGUGCUCUUGGAGAGGGUCAGAGUGGAAUGACCUCACUUUUUGUUUCUAGCUUCCUAUCUUUUGUUAAAGUGUAUCAGCUUGCUUGAAGUAUGAGAGAGAGGUGUUUCUCUUAAAGAAACAGCAGUCACCUUUUUAUAAACUCCCCAUGUUGCGCGGCUGCAGGGGUUAGUGACACAUCUCGGGGUUGCAUAACACGCCAUAAUAUUCUAAUCUAAUCUGCUCUUUGCUGCCUACAAAAGUACAAACCUUCAGAAAAUGGUUCACAAAUAUGUGAAGGGUGGGUGCGUGACUCAGCCAAUAAGGCCAUUUAAUGUCUGAAACAUAAACAAAACUCCAGUGUUGAUUCUGUUGUUAUGGAGCCCUGUGCUUCCUCAGGCCACUUCCAGCCAUGUUGCAGUAAUAGGAGUAGUAAGCUGUGAAAUCAGUGCAGUCACCGCUCGAUCCCAGACAUGAUUCUCAUGGAUCUGGUGUUACUUAGGCUACCACUGGCCAGAUGUGCUUCUUUUUAUUCUGGUGAAUGAGUAACACUAAUCAUGGAAGUAACUCCUCAGGUACUGGCGCUCUCCCUAAUGUGAUCACUGUAAAUAAAAUUCUUAAUGUACAGUUGAAUGUGAAUAGUAGCACGAUUAUUGUACAGGUAGGAUUUUGUGUUUGCACUGUCACUCAACAAGCUCUGACCCUCUCUGGGUGUGAUGUUGCUGUCAGCUUUUUCUAUUGUUUUUAUUUCCUACUUUGCCACAUAGACAGUCAGGGGACUAAAUGCACCCAGAAAUCAGAAGUGCAAGAAUACAAACAGUGUAAAUAAGACCUGAAACUCGGAGCUCAACUGUCAAAUAAAAUGGGUUUAACUGUU